Molecule: messenger RNA, 2465 nt
Organism: Beta vulgaris subsp. vulgaris (sugar beet)
Lineage: Eukaryota; Viridiplantae; Streptophyta; Magnoliopsida; Caryophyllales; Amaranthaceae
Product: putative disease resistance protein RGA1
Exons: 1
Coding region: 61-2112 (683 amino acids)
Molecular function (GO): protein binding
Source: RefSeq, a predicted model, not a curated record
CUUACUUUGUUGCAAAGGUGUUUCUUCCAGGACAUAAAAAGAGAUGAAUGGGGGGCCAUAAUGAGUUGCAAAAUGCACGAUUUGAUGCAUGAUCUUGCUCAACAAGUGGUUGGAGUCAAGUGCAUGGUCGUGAAGCUCAGAGAAGAAGAGUUGAAUGGGAGGAUCUAUCACUUAUCUUUUGACUUUCAUUUGGAUGACCAAUGGAUGAUCCAGAGAUUCGCGCCAAAUUUGAAGGUCAUGCGUACUUUUCUUUUGCCAGCUCAACAAAUCAAAUAUGGGUCUUCCUUCAGUAAAUCAAUAUGUGAAAAAUUAAUAUCGAACUCCGGAUGCUUGCGGGUGUUGGAUCUUCACAAUCUCGGACUCAAAAGUUUGCCGAGCUCAAUAGGCGGAUUAAUUCACUUAAGGUACCUCAACCUCUCCAAGAAUUUCAUUAAAGUACUCCCGGAAACAAUCACAAAACUUCAUAAUUUGCAAACACUCUACUUGCAUGGAUGUUUGCAUCUUACAAAGCUACCAGAAGAUAUUAGGCGACUUGUUAAUCUCAGGAACCUCGAUUUUGGUGAAUGUUUUGAGUUAGACUAUAUGCCUUCUAGAAUAGGAGAAUUGACUUCCUUGCAAAAACUACCCCUUUUUAUAGUCAACUACUAUAAACAUCAGGGUAGUGCUAGGUUGAGUGACCUGGGGAACCUUCAAAAACUGAGAGGAGCCUUACACAUCAAAGUUCCGAGGGAGUUGAAUGAUGCAAAAACAGAAGCAAGAGCGGUGAACUUGGGUGCAAAACAUGGGCUGACCAAGCUGUUCAUAGAAUUAUUAGAUCAAAAGUUAUACUGGGAGUCAUCAGAGCAAGAUGUUAAUGGCAGUAAACAUGAUGAAGAUUUGCUGGAAGGUUUACGACCACAUACUAAUUUAAGAAAACUAGGUAUUCAACGUUAUAGGGGCCAGAAGCUCCCAAGUUGGGCAACUAACUUGCGUGAUAAUCUUCCUCAACUGGUUUCAAUUAAACUUGAGUUUGCAAAAUGCCAGGAAGUCCCUAGUUUUAGCCAACUACCCUCCUUGAAGCGCCUUAUUCUUGUAAAUCUAGAAAAUGUUGAGUACAUGGAGGGUGGUGUAGAUGGCCUCACAUUUUCUUCCUCCUUACUAUCGUUAAAAGUAGCCUUUUUCCCAUCUCUUCAAGAACUAAUUCUCAUGGGAAUGACACGUCUUAAAGGAUGGUGGAAAGGAGGAUCAAUUGUUGAUAACGGAAGUACAGGAAAGGCAUCAAAUCAAAUGUAUCCAGUAUCAUUUUCUAAUUUAGCAAAACUCACCAUAGAAAUGUGUCCCAACUUGACAAUCCUCCCACUUUGUCCAAAUGUGGAGGAACUGAAACUAUGGGAGAGUAACAAGAGCCUUUCGAUGUUAAAAAUGACAGCAACUUCAUCAGCCAAGUUGGGAUCUGGAUUGAAGUUGAAAGAGCUGACAACAGAUGAUGUGGAAGACAAGCUUUUACAAAGUCUACAUCAGCUUUCUUCACUAACAGUCCUUGGUGAUCCCAAGCUGGAGACUACUUUCAGUUUCAGACCAGCAGAAGUCAGCACAAGUAUUACACCAUCUCUUCGGCGUUUGGAAUUUUGUCUAUGUCAUAGCUUAAGAUCUGUCUCUAAAGGCCUGGAACACCUCACUUCAUUGGAGGAAUUGGUUUUUUCCAGUUGUAAAGAGCUUGAUCUAUCACCAGAUACACAACCACAAAAUGAAGAUGAAGUUAACAUGCCAUGGAAAGCUUUCAAAACUAGUCUUCAUUCUUUGCAGUUGCAAUUCAUGGACAAACUAGUGGCUUUUCCGAGUGGGCUUCAAUACUUGACAAACCUCCACUCUCUGGACAUACAAUCCAAUUAUGAAUUGCUGGAACUGCCAGGAUGGAUAAGCUGUUUCUCUUGUCUUAGAUUUAUGCAAUUGUAUAAUUGUCCCAAAUUGACCUCUCUUCCCCAAGGUUUUAGUGAGCUUGACGCCCUACAUGAACUUCGAAUCGUCAAAUGUAAUGGAUUAACAGAAAGAUGUCAAGCUCCCAAUGGUGAAGAUUGGCCCAAGAUCAAGCAUAUCCCUCUUCUAGUUGUUCGAAUGAGCUAUCAUAAUUGAAGAUGUUGAGCUCCAAUUGAACACCACCAAUGAUACUAAUCUUGCCCAUGCACAUAUUGACAGUUAUUAAUUGAUGCAUCAAGGAAAGAAACCAUGUGAUGGCAAAUCAGAUUGCCAACUGAGACACCAACAGCGGAAUGAACCCACCAUAGCAUCCAUGACACAAAAGACUAAUCAUCUUGUAAAUCGACAAGAUUGUCAACAUGAUCUUAAGCAGGGGAUUAGGUUAAAACCCGCCUUAACUUGGCUUGUAAUUGUUCGUUUUCUAUUCUUUCUAGUAUUUACUUUGCGUUUUCAGGACUCAUGUUUAGAUGUACAUAGACUACAUACAUUAUUGUGUUCCUUUUCCAAUG